GAACUGCGCAAACUAAAAGUUCCUACGAGAACUCAAUAUGAUAUUCAGGGACUCGAAAAGUUAUCUCAAAUCAAAGAAGAUAUUCUCCAAUGUGGACGAGUCGAACAACAAAUAAAUAAAUCUUCAGCAUAUGAAAAUCCAUGGCUUGAAAAGAAGAUGGCUGAUCAAAAAAAUUCACAAUGGCUUGAUUUGAGUGAUGAACACUUGAAUGACCAAGAUAUGAAGAUUUUGGCCGAAAAAUAUCACGAAAUUACGACAUUCACUGAAAUCAAUCUAUCAAAGAAUGAAAUCAGUAGUAAAGGAAUAAAAUAUCUUGUUGAUUUACUACAAAAUAGUAAGGAAUUAUCGGUAUUGCUUCUUGGCAACAAUAUAAUCGGAUUUACAGGCGCACAAUAUCUAUCUCAAGCAUUAGAGAAAAACAAGACACUUACUACACUUGAUCUACAGUCAAAUCGAAUCGGCGAUAAAGGAGUAAAACAUAUUGCGGAUAUAAUGAAUACGAUUACAUCUCUAGAAACAUUAUAUUUACAGCAAAAUCUGAUUGGUACAAAGGGAGUUAAAGAUCUUGCCAAUGCAUUGAAGGAAAACACAAUGCUCAACACUCUGAAUCUUUCUUGGAAUAGAAUCGGAGACGAAGGAAUUGAGUAUAUCGCAGACGCAUUGCGAGAAAACAAGACACUCCUGACACUAGAUCUUCAACAAAACUACAUUGGUUGUUUAGGAGCAAGUCAUAUCGCCGAUGCAUUAAGAAUUAAUACGACACUUACUACACUUUCUCUUCAACAAAAUCAUAUUGGACUUAAAGGUGCAAAAUAUUUAGCUGAUGCUUUGCACGACAACAAAACAUUAACCGUCCUAUCUCUUUCGGGUAACCGAUUUGGACCAAAAGGAGUACGUGAUCUUACUAAUACACUCGAUGCAAAUACAUCAUUAACGAACGUUCUUGUAAAUGGUAUGAACCUUUGCCGAAAUCGACGAACAUGUAAUAUAAAUGUCAAUUGA
Rotaria sordida is the source of this 1002-nucleotide messenger RNA. Lineage: Eukaryota; Metazoa; Rotifera; Eurotatoria; Philodinida; Philodinidae. The record is from the annotation of a GenBank genome assembly.